This is a messenger RNA of Arabis nemorensis, 984 nucleotides long. NCBI's taxonomy places the organism in Eukaryota, Viridiplantae, Streptophyta, Magnoliopsida, Brassicales, Brassicaceae. The record is from the annotation of a GenBank genome assembly.
AUGGUAAGAAGAUACGAGUUACCAAAGAAAGGGACGGGAAAAAUCUCAGUUUCUCCAUCAGCGAAGGCGAGCGAUCCUGCAAGAAUAAAUGGCCAAACGUUUUUAGAGAUCACAUUUCAUGGAAAGUAUAGAGGUGAUGUCUUAUACAAAUACUUGCCUUAUGUCGAGAGCAAGGCUUAUCAGAUGAGAAGUGAGAAUCGCGUACUGAUGGUAUACACCAACUCAUCUAAUUUCCGUUGGGAAAAGACUACAUUGAUACAUCCUUCUACCUUUGAGACCAUGGCUAUGAGCAUAAACCUAAAACGUUCUGUACUAGACGACAUCAAUCUGUUCAUAAGACGGAAAGAGUUUUAUAAGAAGGUCGGAAAGGCUUGGAAAAGAGGGUAUCUCCUUUAUGGCCCACCGGGAACAGGAAAAUCGAGCCUAGUUGCCGCCAUUGCUAAUUACUUGAGCUUUGAUAUAUACGACCUACAACUAACCGGUGUACAAGACGACUCAUCCCUCAAGAAGCUUCUCCUUGGGACCAAAAAUGCUUCGAUACUACUUUUGGAAGACAUUGAUCGCUCCUUACCGAUACAAACCAAUCCUAAGGGUGGAGAAUUGUCUUUGGCUGGGCUCUUAAACUGCAAUGAUGGGAUUUGGUCAUCCUGCGGCGAGGAACGCAUAAUCAUUUUUACCACAAACCAUAAGGAAACACUUGAUCUAGCUUUGCUUAGGCCUGGCAGAAUGGAUGUUCAUAUUCAUAUGGGAUAUUGCUGUUUUGAAGCUUUUGUAACAUUGGCGUCAAACUACUUGGGCUUGGACGAGGACGCUCUGCAACGUCUCUUCCCAGAAGUCAAGAGACUGAUCAGCAAAGAUGUAAUCACGCCCGCUGAAGUCGCCGAGGAGUUGAUGAAGUCAGAGAUUGUUGAAGUGGCCAUGGGGAAUCUGGUUAAGGUUUUAGAGAGCAGGAGUUCAGUAUCUGAAGAUGAUCGUGGGAGAUAA